This is a messenger RNA of Aspergillus homomorphus CBS 101889, 1764 nucleotides long. RefSeq lists its product as uncharacterized. NCBI's taxonomy places the organism in Eukaryota, Fungi, Ascomycota, Eurotiomycetes, Eurotiales, Aspergillaceae. The transcript has 3 exons. Bases 1 to 1764 code for a protein of 587 amino acids. The record is from RefSeq and is a predicted model, not a curated record.
AUGACUGCUACGUUGAGUAUGUCUUUUACCAACGAUGUCUGUUCCUCGGGGGAAGUAACGCCUGGUGUUCUCGAUGGGAUGUUCAAUGCGGCUCCUGAUACACCGUCUCCUGUCUACCCGGAUCGCUUAAUACGCCCUCUUCCCAAGCGUACCCUCCGCUCUCGCCUGUCCUCCGAAGCGGCCGACUCGAUCCGCUUCCCCCCAGCCCCUGCAACUCAGCUCUUCUACGGCACGUCGGUGGAUAGUGCGGACUUAGUAAAUGACGCGAAGGUGUACGUGCAACAGGACGACGGUCGUGACCUGAGCCCCGGGCGUGACCACCAUUACGAGAACGGAGUCGAGCUGGAGAGUGGCGAUGAGGACGGCCCUGUAGUUGUUCGACGAAGUGCCGGUUUUCGAGGGUCCUCCUUGUCCCCAUCGGCCACCAGUCAACCGCAGUCCGUCCCCACAAACGGGGACCGGGCGCCCAUCAAGUCGUCCUCGGCGGGUCCUGACGGGUACGACGCGUUUGAGAACACUAACAACAAAAAGAAACGCAAGAUCCCAACCCCGGGCAGCCUUGGGAGUCAUUCCACACUCUCUCCUGAACUUUCUACCAUGGGUCUGGCCGCCUCGGUUCAACCCCCAUCGGCCGGUGAAGCGAGCACGUACUACGGCACAGGGAGCCCGGCGUCUCCAGUCUCCAGUGGCAUGUCUGGGGCCGGCAGAGGCCGUCUUGGUCGUCCACCACCACAUCGCAGUGCGGGGCGUAAUUCGUUUUCGCUGCAUACACCGAUCAGUUGGCCGCGGACGCCCAGCCGACGCGAUGAUCUGUUGUCCUCUCCCGGACCUGCAGGUGACUCGUCAGAAAAGCCCGAUCAGGGUAUUAUUUCAGCAGCCAUCGCCCACGCCGCCGCAUCCGCAUUCUCACCUCCCCCUUCCGGCUCGGGUCAUAUUAGCAUGCUGGAGCAACAAACUCCCACGCCUACCAAGACUCAAUUCACAUUCACCUGCGAGUCCGACUCUUCGAAAGGAAUGGCGCUGCAGCCCCCGAACACGUACCCCGCUCCUCCGCGCUCACCCUCGUCUCUCUCCGCUGCUGUCCAGAGUCAGACGGGUUUCUCCCAAGGAACACAGACGAGCCCCAACAUGACCUUACAAGCCAGCCUGCCAAACCCCCAAGCUCAACCACAGCAACCCCAAGCGGGUGCGGGUCAAACUCCUCCUGGCGGCAGGAAGCCGAAGCGGCCGCCCGGCACCAUGUACGUCUUGGCCGCUCGCUCACGCAAGAUUCGGCAGCAGUACACAAAUCUCCGGCAUCCGCCGAGUCUGGAAGACAUCUGGAUCUGUGACUUCUGCGAGUACGAAAGUAUCUUUGGACACCCCCCGGUGGCUCUCAUUCGGCAAUAUGAGAUCAAGGAUCGCAAAGAGCGCAAACGCCUGGCUGAAAAGAAGCGAUUGCUCGAGAAGGCCAAGACGAAGGGACGUAAGGGCAAGAAGGCGACGAAGAAUGCAACCAAGCAGGCCACAGUUCCACCGACGACCUAUGAUCACGGGUACGACCGCGCAUCUGUGGAUCAUUCUUCGCUGGGAGGCGGGCCUGGAACCCAUGAAGAUGAAGACGGGGGUCAUGAGCACGACGAAGAGGCGGAUUCAGGCCCACCCCCACCACCACCACCACCACUGACAGCCGCUCAGAGCGCCUUACCGCCGAGUGCUGCGCCGAAAAUGCCAGCGACGGGACCCGGCGCUAGAGGGGCCCAUGGAGAGACGCGGCCGCCCUGA